AUGACUGAAUUAGAACCAACAGAGAACCGUUUAGACUGGGCAAGCCACAGAACACAAGAUCCUACAGGUCUUGUGAAGAUACGUAUCGAACUUGAAAGGAUGGGUGUCACUGAGAAUCAGCAACCUCAACCAGUUCAAGAGCCAGAAGCACCUAAAAAUCCAGAAGAAGAGGAUGCAAAGGAUGGAAAGCCAUUAGAAGAUCUUAUUGAUACAAGUGAAGUCAAGAUUACAUGCGAUAUUGACUGGCAACAAAAAAUAUUCAGUCCAACAGAAGUUAAAAACGCUAUUAAUGGUACACCAAUUAGCGACAAUCCAUCAUUAGCAAAUAAAUAUCAUGAUCAAAUCAUAAAACGCCGUCAAGAAAAUGAUUCAUAUUCAGGCAACGAAAUCUUUACAAAAGUAGCAGAAGAUCGUUAUAUUGAUCCUUCUGAAAUUGAUACACCAUUUUACAAUCCAGUAGGAGAACGUGAUCCAAAUGAAUUAGCAGAAGCAGUUCUUCAAGGUAAAGGUCAUGAAGAAAUGGUAGAAGUAGUCCGUCUUAAUGCUCAGACUAUGCAUAUUUUUGCAUCAAUUCCAUGCAGAAAUGGCACAGUUCAUGAAGAAUUACUCGGUAUUAUUCGUGUUUUCCCUGGAGGAAGAAUAGAUGUUCGCCCUCCAUUCUCCAACAAAUGCAAUCGUGAAUACAGAUUCUUUACUCCAUCAAGCGAAAUCGUUCGUUACAGAUUCAACGUUAUUGAAAACGCCGUUGAAUCAGAAACACCUUUCGAGCAUACAUUACUCUCAGAUAUCAAGCGCCGUCGUGCAAUCUUCGAGGCCGGCCAAGCAGAUUCUUCUCUUGCACAAGCACCUGAUCCACCAGGAACAGUUCGCAUGUUUUACAGAGGUGAAAUUGCCAGAGCAAUCAUGGACACAGCGCCAGGAGUAGCUGUUGAAUACCAGCUUCGUCUUCCUCCAGGAUGGGCCAAUGAAGAAACAGGUAUUCCUGUUCAAGGAUGCAGUCAAUACUCUCUUUGUGAUGAAAACGGUGUUUCCGCUAUCAAUUUACCAAUUGAUUUAGUCGCAAGAGCAGAGACACAGACAGCUCCUACAUUGUACUUGACAUUGCACUCAUAUACACCAGACGGUGCUCGCAUUGUCGAAGGAUAUGGACAAUGUGCACUUCCAAUGAGUCGUGGUUGCCAUGAGAUUGAAGUUCCUGUUUGGAGAAUAAGAGGAAGAGUUUCAGAAGAAUUAAGAUUGAUGUUCUUGGAUUCGGGUUUAGAACAGCAGGCACCUGUUGAACAGACAGAAGAUGACAAAUUCGGUGCUUUGACAGCAGAUACUGUUUAUAAUAGAUUCGGAUUGAGAACAGUUGGUGCUGGAAAAGUUAUUGUCAGAUUCAAUUUGGCAAUGCAGUCAUCUCUGUUUGGAAGAAGGCCACAGACUAAUAUGGCUGGAACUAUGUCUAUGUUAGGAUCUUCUCAACCUUCUAGAAUGUCAACAAUCGCAAGUAGAUUAACAGAUAACAAAUAA
Trichomonas vaginalis G3 is the source of this 1512-nucleotide messenger RNA. Its product is annotated as smoothened signaling pathway protein. The transcript has a single exon. Gene Ontology annotation, biological process: cilium assembly. The record is from RefSeq and is a predicted model, not a curated record. The coding region runs from base 1 to 1512 and encodes 503 amino acids. Lineage: Eukaryota; Parabasalia; Trichomonadida; Trichomonadidae. Gene Ontology annotation, cellular component: MKS complex.